Venustampulla echinocandica is the source of this 1560-nucleotide messenger RNA. RefSeq lists its product as uncharacterized. The transcript is spliced from 3 exons. The record is from RefSeq and is a predicted model, not a curated record. Lineage: Eukaryota; Fungi; Ascomycota; Leotiomycetes; Helotiales; Pleuroascaceae. The coding region runs from base 1 to 1560 and encodes 519 amino acids.
AUGCCUCCUUCAGAAACCCCUCAAGAGCAAAUGGAUGACAACAGCAAAGUGGCUAGUGGCGUUGAAGAGCAACAAACGCAGAUUCGGGUCCUCGUUGCCUGCCCUCGAUCUGGUUCUACGCUUUUCAUGCGCAUCUUUCGGGAACUGCCUCACUGUGCAGUCACGAGCCGGUUGAUUCUACAGGGCAACUAUCAUAAGUUCGGCGACAAGAGUCUGGCUCGCGUCAAGCCGGACUAUACCAUUUAUUUUCACCCGGAAUCCCACCCGGUCUACCAGCACGCAGUGGCCGAGAGGUGUUCCACCUUGGUCACCAAAGAGGAAUUGGGCCAUGAAUUCUUCAACGGUGAAUGUGAUUUCAACAUCCUUCCCAACAAAGCCGCCUACGAGAUGACACGGCCCGCGUUUCUAGUUCGGGACCCGGUCCGGGUGUUUGAUAGCUGGAAGAAGAUUGGUUGGGGUGAUCUAUACAGCUUUUUCAUCUGCUAUCGAUCCCUUUCCAAGAUGCUAAAGGCCAGCCCGGUGCCACAUGUGGUCAUCUAUGAGCAACUGGUGGCCGAUGCCAGGGACACGGUCGCCGCGCUGGCGGAGUACUGGAACAUUCCUUUCGACGAGCGCUGCCUGGAAUUCAAGCGGCCUUUUGGGGAUUACAUCUUCAAAGACGACAGGGAGAAGUCGAUAUAUCAGGGCGCCGUCCCGGAUGGUCUAUUCGCCCGCGUCAAGUCUCACACACACGUCGAAGAUUUCAGCAGCCAUGGACUACUCUCCGCCCUGGAGAUCGAACGCAUUGAAGCCGAAGUGGGUGGCCUGUACUUGGAGGCCUAUGGCCCACGGCUAGAUCCUGUUAUGGCACUGCUCUCCGCGAAGAUGUGGUUUGGUUUUGAUCUGGACGACACGCUCCAUGAGUUUCGCAAGGCGUCCGCCCAUGCGUCCCGAUCCGUGUUCGAGGCGAUCCAAGCUACCCAUCCCGAUACCAAGGAGACGAUAAACGAUCUCGAAGCGACGUAUCGCGAUAUCCUCCGUUCGAAGACAGCAAAUGCUUUUACCGAUGGGAGAACAUCCGAAGACUACCGCAGGGAGCGAUUUUCCCAUCUUCUCGAAGCCCACAGUCAUGUGCCCUCCUCAGAGAUACUAGAACAGUUGUUGUUGGUGUACCAGAGAAGUCUUCGCGCAGCCUUGACAUUGAAAGCUGGUGCGCUUCAUCUCCUGGAGAAACUGAAGGCUCGUGGGAAGAAGGUUAUUAUAGUAACCGAGGGACCUCAAGAUGCACAGGAAUGGACGGUCGCAGAGCUUGGGUUACAUCUGUUCAUCGACAUUCUCGUCACCACUAAUGAGGUCGGAAUGUCCAAGGUGGAUGGCCUAUUCUCCGCUGUAUUAGAAAAGCACAGCAUCGGCCCAGGGGACAUGGUCUACGUGGGAGAUAAUGAACAGCGUGACAUUGUUCCAGCACAAGCGGCGGGGAUAGACACUGUACUAUACAAUGAGAAGAGUAACUGCCGGUUUGAUGACCCUCAUAACCUUCGGCUUAACUCACUUCCAAAGCUUGAGUAUCUGGGCAUUUGA